UGUGACACUGCCAGGCACGCAGGGUGCGGGGUCUGGCCCUCCCCGAUCCUCGCUGCCGGCUCCCUGUGCCCCGCCAGUGCCCGGGGCAGAUACCUGCCUUUGGCUCUGUCAGUGCUGGCUGGGAAACUGCAGGAGAAUUUGAGUCCUGACCAUCCGCCUUGUCCUGUCUCCAGGGAAGACAACCAUGAUGACCGACUCCCCAUUCCUGGAGUGGUGGCCGUCCAAGGCCAUGUCCUCUCGCGAGCGGCUGGGCCUCCGGGACCGGCCCAAUGACUCCUACUGCUACAACUCCGCCAAAAACAGCACUGUGCUCCAGGGGGUCACCUUCGGGGGCAUCCCCACUGUCCUGCUUAUAGAUGUCAUCUGCUUUCUGCUUUUAAUCUUGGUGUUUUCCAUCAUAAGAAGAAGAUUCUGGGAUUAUGGCCGCAUUGCCCUGGUGUCAGAAGCAGACAGUGAGUCCAGAUUUCAGAGAUUGUCAUCAACUUCCUCCUCAGGGCAACAAGACUUUGAAAAUGAGCUGGGAUGCUGCCCCUGGCUGACGGCUAUCUUCCGUCUGCAAGGCACAUCAUCUUCCUGCUGGUGGUGGUCAGCUUCCUGUCCCUGUGCGUCAUCCUGCCCGUCAACCUCUCGGGAGACUUGCUUGACAAAGACCCGUACAGUUUUGGGCGGACGACCAUAGCAAACCUGCAGACCGACAAAGACCUGCUCUGGCUGCACACCGUCUUCGCCGUCAUCUACCUCCUCCUCACCGUGGGCUUCAUGCGGCACCACACGCGGUCCAUCAAGUACAAGGAGGAGAGCCUGGUGAGGCGGACGCUGUUUAUCACAGGACUCCCCAGAGAUGCCAAGAAGGAGGCUGUGGAGAGCCACUUCCGGGACGCCUAUCCCACGUGUGCGGUGGUGGACGUGCAGCUGUGCUACGACGUGGCCGCGCUGAUGCACCUGUGCAGGGAGAGGAAGAAGGCCGAGAAAAGCCUGGCCUAUUACGCGGGCCUGCAGGCGAAGGCGGGCCAGCGCACCCUCAUCAACCCCAAGCCCUGUGGCCAGUUCUGCUGCUGUGAAGUUCGAGGGUGUGAGUGGGAGGACGCCAUCUCCUACUACACGCGCAUGAAGGACCGGCUGCUGGAGAGGAUCGUGGAGGAAGAGUGCCACGUCCAGGACCAGCCCCUGGGAAUGGCCUUCGUCACCUUCCAGGACAAGUCCAUGGCUACCUACAUCCUGAAAGAUUUCAAUGCCUGCAAGUGCCAGGGCCUUCGCUGCAAAGGUGAGCCCCAGCCGUCCUCCUACAGCAGGGAGCUCUGUGCCUCCACGUGGACGGUCACCUUUGCCGCUUACCCCGAGGACAUCUGCUGGAAGAACCUCUCUAUCCAGGGCCUGCGUUGGUGGCUCCAGUGGCUGGGCAUCAACUUCAUUCUCUUCGUGGGGCUGUUUUUCCUGACCACACCCUCCAUCAUCCUGUCCACCAUGGACAAGUUCAACGUCACCAAACCCAUCCAUGCGCUGAAUGACCCAAUCAUCAGCCAGUUCUUCCCGACCCUUCUGCUGUGGUCCUUCUCCGCCCUGCUGCCAUCCAUCGUCUACUACUCCACGCUGCUGGAGUCCCACUGGACCAAGUCAGGGGAAAACCGGAUCAUGAUGACCAAGGUCUACAUAUUCUUGAUCUUCAUGGUGCUGAUCCUGCCUUCUUUGGGCCUCACCAGUCUGGAUUUUUUCUUCCGGUGGCUCUUUGACAAAACUUCCACGGAGGGCACCAUCAGGUUGGAGUGUGUCUUCCUGCCCGACCAAGGCGCCUUCUUUGUGAACUACGUGAUCGCCUCGGCCUUCGUCGGCAACGGCAUGGAGCUGCUGCGCCUGCCCGGCCUCAUCCUCUACACUUUCCGCAUGAUCAUGGCCAAGACGGCCGCUGACCGCAGGAACAUCAAGCAGAACCAGGCCUUCGAGUACGAGUUUGGAGCCAUGUAUGCCUGGAUGCUGUGUGUCUUCACCGUCAUCAUGGCCUACAGCAUCACCUGCCCCAUCAUUGCGCCAUUCGGCCUCAUCUACAUGCUGCUCAAGCACAUGGUGGACCGGCACAACCUCUACUUCGUCUACCUCCCUGCCAAGCUGCAGAAGAGGAUCCACUUCGCCGCCGUGAACCAGGCCUUGGCCGCACCCAUCCUGUGCCUCUUCUGGCUCUACUUCUUCUCCUUCCUGCGCCUGGGUAUGAAGGCCCCUUCCACCCUGUUCACCUUCCUGGUUGUGCUGCUCACCAUCCUGGUCUGCCUGGCUUAUACCUGCUUCGGAUGCUUCAAGCACCUCAGCCCUCUGAACUACAAGACAGAAGAAGCAGCAGGUGACAAAGGAAGUGAGGCAGAGGCCCGAGUGCCUCCACCGUUCACACCCUACGUGCCUCGGAUUCUGAAUGGCUUGGCCUCGGAGAGGACAGCCCUGUCCCCGCAGCUGCAGCAGACCUAUGGCGCCAUCCACAACAUCAGUGGCACUCUCCCUGGAGAACACUUGGCCCGGAGCCCUGCGGACGGUGUGGCUGCUGCCCACUCGGAGGCCUGAGGGUGGCGAGCUGCCCGGCUGUGCCAGGCUCGGAGGAGCCCGGGAGACGAGAAGACACACGUGGAGAAGUGGCUGGACUCCAACCCCAACCAGGUCCAUCUGAUCUAAGCCCCACUGCUCUGAGAAGAUGGAACCAGAAAGACCUGGGCCUUGGGCCUUUAGCUGAAGGGGAAAGGGUUGAGACUGCCAGCUCCGCACCUUUGGGUGCUGGUGGCAGCAGCGGUGAGGCAGCGCCCUGCCUCACGGACUCACCUAAGCUCUGCGGCUCCCAGGCCCCGCCCCCACAGGCUUCUGGCCGUGGCGCUGGGGUGAUGUGCCCAGCGGUUUGUAGCCGAGAUCACAUGCUGGCCGUUUGCUCCCCGACCGAUCACCCUGGAGACUAUAUCGGGUAACACGUGGGAGAGACCUCCUCCUUCUGAGCACCCAAACACUGCACACCCUCUAGGCACACGCACAGCGGAUGCCAGAGUCGCACCUGCAUUGGGGGCAGUCUCCCUCUGGCCCUGGGUCCCCCCCGCCCCCCGCCCUCCUCUCACC
Microcebus murinus (gray mouse lemur) is the source of this 3084-nucleotide messenger RNA. The record is from RefSeq and is a predicted model, not a curated record. Lineage: Eukaryota; Metazoa; Chordata; Mammalia; Primates; Cheirogaleidae.